UGGCGCGGUGCAGGGCUCUUAGGAACCGAACGGCUUGGGCGCGGGUAAUCAGCUCCCUUUCCCGUUUCCCCACUUCUUCUAGGUUCUUGGGACUACUGUGGAACUUCCGGAUCUGAUGCGGGAUCCUGGUCGUGGACUGCCCCACCGUGCUCCUCUACUGCUCAGGGUGCUCCGCGCCCAGACUGGUAUUCGGGGACUGUGACUUGCAGGGUCCGCCAUGGAGCCAGAGCAGAUGCUGGAGGGACAGACGCAGGUUGCAGAAAAUCCGCAUUCUGAGUAUGGUCUCACAGACAACGUUGAGAGGAUAGUAGAAAAUGAGAAGAUUAAUGCAGAAAAGUCAUCAAAACAGAAAGUGGAUCUCCAGUCUUUGCCAACUCGUGCCUACCUGGAUCAGACAGUUGUGCCUAUCUUAUUACAGGGACUUGCUGUGCUUGCAAAGGAAAGACCACCAAAUCCCAUUGAAUUUCUAGCAUCGUAUCUUUUAAAAAACAAGGCACAGUUUGAAGAUCGAAACUGACUUAUUGGAAAGAACAGGAAAAUUUGUUUUCUACUGUAGAUUUAGGUGAUUAAGAGGCAGCUUUAAUUGCCAUGAUUCCCCCCUGCCCCACCUUUUUGGAAGCAUAAGAACCUUGAGGACAACAGAACUUAUUUCUGGAAUUGCAGAAGAAAACAUAUCACCCUUACUUUGAUUUAAUCACCAUAGUUAUUUAAUGAGUGGUAUUCUGUGCAAUUUUUUUCUUAGAUUGUCUUUAACUUUGUUUUUAAAAUGAUCUUCAAAAUAAACUGUUAAAAUGUCA
Molecule: messenger RNA, 797 nt
Organism: Manis pentadactyla (Chinese pangolin)
Lineage: Eukaryota; Metazoa; Chordata; Mammalia; Pholidota; Manidae
Gene: DPY30
Product: dpy-30 histone methyltransferase complex regulatory subunit
Exons: 5
Coding region: 218-517 (99 amino acids)
Cellular component (GO): Set1C/COMPASS complex
Source: RefSeq, a predicted model, not a curated record